Thrips palmi is the source of this 3871-nucleotide messenger RNA. Its product is annotated as ataxin-7-like. The record is from RefSeq and is a predicted model, not a curated record. The transcript has 8 exons. Lineage: Eukaryota; Metazoa; Arthropoda; Insecta; Thysanoptera; Thripidae. Bases 360 to 2942 code for a protein of 860 amino acids.
CUUUAUCACCUCUCUCCUUGCUCACAACUUCCCGCUCUUCUCCCACACCCGCCCUUCGGCAACUGUCUUUCUCUCUCGUUCGGGCUCUUGUAUCUGCUAUCUCCUUUUAAAGUAAAAGCGCUAGAAAUGUGAAAACUGUUCCCUCUCUCGCGACUCGACAUUCUUAGGCGUGCUAAUUAAAACCUGGACGGAGUCAAAACCACAGGUCUCUCGUUUCAAAUCUGGUCAAAUGCAUUGACCAGUGACAGUGCGAGCGAGCGCGAGCGACCGUAAGAUGCUGGCCGAAGUAUAUAGGCUCAGCAGAACCAGAAUCCUCGGCGCCCAGGUUUGCAGCAGUGCCAGUGGAGUAAUCGUCAAACAUGGCGUCCAGUAGAAAGAGUUUGUCCGAUUUCUUCGGACUUUCUUGGUCUAGUUGGUCAGAAUACUCUGGGGAGUUUGCUAAUACAGAUGGAGCUGAGGAAGAGAAAACGGAUUCUCGUAGGAAGAGCUCUGAUGUCAUGCGGCUGUUCUCUUCAGACAUGCAGAAAUUUGGAUUGUUCCCUGAAACAGAUUGUUUCUGCACUGUGGUGUGCAGUGAAUGCAAUGCUUUGGUUAAACCACAGGGUCUCCUGAGUCACAUGCGUGUGCGCCACAAAGAGCUAGUACCUGGUAAAAUUUCACCAGAGAAAGUUAGCAAAUUUUCUGAAAGCUCUUCCAUCAAGAGUAUAGGAGACAAAUCUUCAGCCAAACAUGCAUUGAAUGAGAAGCUUAUGUCUAAACUUAUCUUAAAUGAGAAACACAAGCCUUCUAGUGAAAAGUUACUUAGUUCUCCUGGUGAUAAACAUAAAGCAAGUCUUGAAAAGUCAAGUGUUAAAUAUUCUAGCAGUGAAAAGGCUUCUCAGAAAGCCAGUGACAAAUUCCUUGGAAAAUCCACUAGUGAUAAGAUAUCUCGGAAUUCAAAUGAAAAAGUUAAAGCACCUCUUGAUAAGAGUCUUACUGGACCUUCAUUACUUACGGAUAAAGCUUUGGUGAAGAAUGAAAGUGAUAAAGUGACCAAAACUGGUAUUGAUUCGACUGUUUGUAAUCUAAAAAGCAUCAAGUUAGGAGAUAAGCCGAUUUCCAAACCAGUCAGUGAAAAGCCCUCAUCAAAGUAUGCUUCCCCUGACAACAAGAUUUUCUCUUUAAAUGAGCGCCAUUUGUCAAAAUCAGGUGAAAAAAUAAGUGUCAAGUCUGUCCUAAGCGAAAAGUUACUGUCUAAAGUCGCAGCUAAUGAAAAAAUUAUGGCUGCAAAUGAGAAAAGUAGAAAUUUUGAUUUCUCUAGAAGUGAUAAUGGUCUUAAAAAGGGGGAUAGCUUACUGAAACCUGAAAGGAUGGUUACCAAGCCUGUAAUGAAAAGCUUGCUGAAGGAAAAAGUACUCAGGAAUGAAGCAGCCCUGAACAUUGUUCCUGGAACAAGUUUACUGAGGCCUAUAGUUCAGCAAGAUCGAGAACUACCACAGACUCCUGGUCCAGGCAUAGGCAUCACAACUCUUUCUCCGCCAGUUCUGACCCCUCAGAACUUGACACCCGAACGUCAUCAGUCAGCUACAGAUAUGCCAGUUCUAUCUCGCAAGAGAAAGUAUAAAGAAAGAAAAGCUCCACCAACACAGUAUGAUCCUGAUCGACAUUGUGGUGUGUGGUGUGAUUAUUUUAACAAAUUUUGUGUGCGGUCUUUGACUUGCAAGGUUCAUUCUGUAGCCCUGAGACGAGCUGUAGUUGGGAGGAGUAAACCAUUUGAUCAGCUUUUGAGUGAACAUAAGAGAGCAAAGGAAGAUCAACGUCAAUCAAAGGAGGAUCAGGAUGAUAUUUCUGAACCUAGUCCCCACCUGUCAGAUCGUUUACAUAGCCCAAGUGAGCCUAGCAAUAGUUCUUUUGUGAGCAGUCCAUGUAUCAGUCCAGCAUCUAGCCCUGCUCCAAGCCCCUCGGAGAAUGUCUUCCUCAGUAAUGUUAACCAUUCGGAUGAAGCUGUUGCCUUAGUUACUCCCUCAACAGCCACAAACCCACCAGUCCCACUUCCUUCGUAUCAGUAUCCACCUUAUCCGCCUCCUGAAUCGGCCUGCUCCUCUCCGCCUAGAAGUAUGGUAUCGCUCUCUCCCCAUUUAAGCUCGCCCCUCCUGAAUGUUGCCCUACCUAGUCUCAUUCCAAGCCAUGCUCCUCGGCCCCCCGACACUACUGAAGACGACUCUACCAAAUGCCCCAGGACUGUUGCUCGGGCUAUCAACAGAUUACAGCUGAAUAAAGGAAAGCAGUUUAAUGUGAAACACACAGCGUUUCCACCUAAACCUUUAAGAACAUGUCUUUUUCAGGGGCGCAAGAGCUCGGGAAUGUUUUUUGUUCAACGUGAACUGGAAUCAAUGCGGGCAGGUUUCAGAUUAUCUGUUAAGGGCAACAAACCAAUGCCUCAAGGUCAUGUGCCCAGUACCUCUCAGUCCCUUCCCGAAACUGCAAUCCCACAUUUAUCAGUUACAAGUGAUUCUGUCUUUCAAAGUUCAGGAACGAAUGUCUCUCCGCAAGUGAAUACAGCAUCUAGUUUAAAGUCAGUUCUUAGUAGUCUUUGUUCUCCUAAAGCUGUGCUCAAUAGUCAACAAAGGGGGCAAAGACCUCAAAAAGCAGUGGUCAAUUGUUCUGAUUCAUCAAUACAACAACCCAUAUCUUCAGACAGCUCUUUGACAAUUAACAGUGAUAAAUUACCCCAAGGAAUGAGGAUUUCUGUUCCUACAACAAUACCACAACAAAUAGCCUACCUAACCACUUCAACACCUGUAACAUUUCAACAAGUUCCUAUUAUUAACUCUCAGGUUCUGAGUCAACUUCAGCUUCAGUCCAAAGGAGCUGGUGGAACACUGAAACUAUUAAGCACAGGUGGGGGUGGACGCACAUUACUUGUCCAUCAAUAUCAGGAUGGAUCUGGAGCGGAAUCCUGACAGAGGCCAACAUCCAUAUGUUUGCCAACUCACUUGCAAAGAGAUACGGUAUCUGGUAGCAAACGCAGUCAAAGCAAAUACCCCGAAAUAAGUAUUGUUCACUGACAGCUUGCCUUCAAGAUUUGUUUCUGGAGAACUUGAGUGUGAAUUUUGGUUAUGUCAGGUUUGAGGGACUCAAAUUGCAUGAUUACUGUUCGCUUUUCUGUCUUAGUAAUAACAUCUUCAAACUUUAAAUGUGUACAUUGCUGUUAAGUAUAGAAGUGUGCAAGAUACAGGCUGAGAAAGAGGCAGUACAUUUAUCAUUGAUAUUGUAGUAAUGUUCUGUAAACACAAAACUCAAUUUUCUUUUCAAUUUUGAGCCUCUGCAACAUUUUUUCUGCAGUAAAUUGUUGUUAGGAUAGACUUUUGGAAUCUCGGAUCAAUCAACAAUAAUUCAUCAUUUAGCUGCAAGGUACAGAGGUACUUUUUGCUUUCAUGCUGGUUUCAAUGUCUUUUUUAACAUCAAAUCUGAAACUACAAGUCAUGUGAGUUGUUAUCUCCCAUGCAAUUUGUGCUUUGUUCCACUUUGUUAAGAUUUUCAUCAUGAAUAAAUUGUUGUUUCAUUACAUUUGUUCAGAGUAGGUUCCAAGUUUCCUUGUGAAUUGAAUUUACUCUCUUUGUGGAAACUAUCCGACUAUGUAGUUGUUUGGUAAUUCUGUUCUAAGAAAAGUGUUUACCAUGCAUGUGUCUGUAUGUGUCACUUAGACCAUUUUACACCAUCCAAAAUUUGCAUUUCCCUGUUCUCUAUUGUUACUCUGUACCUGCAAGUUUCCUUUGCUCAGUUGGGGUUUAUAAUCAGUAUUCUUCAUCUGAUGUAUGUUAUUCUUUUUUUGUUCAUUUGUUGUUGUUGUUGUUAUUAUGGAUUAAAACAUACAGUAAUUUUUGAUUCA